ACAUGAAAUUUAAAUCAUUGUUUUCAUACCGAUUCCAUUGUGAACACCAGUGGCACUAGAAUAGUUGUAACGGAAUUUAUUUAAUAGUAAUUUGCUUAGAGGAAGAAACACAACGAUGGCUUUCCGCUUCACAUCCUUUUUGGCCGUUGGCUGUUUGCUUUUGGCCGCUACCACACCCCUCAAUGCUGCCGCCAUUGAUAAUGCUGUGGCUGAGCCACGCAUUCACAGCUCCGAAGAGUUGAUCUCGUCCAUUGUGGAUAACUGCUUCCAUGCCAAUGGCAUGCAUUGUUUGAAAGAGAAGGUGUUGACCUAUUUGGAUACCGUUGUCGGUGUUGAGGAGGAUGUAAGCGGUCGCGCCCUCAAUGAUGAUGUUAUCGAAAAAGUUAUCACCGAUCGUGUUGCCCGCAUCUUGAACACCAAUGAAAUCCGUGUACAAUUGCCCGAAACUGUAUUUGCCAAUUCCGUUCUGUCCUACCGUGCUGACCGUGGUUUCGAUUUGGAAGUUCCCCAAAAUGAAGCCCGUGGUGACAAGAAGAAGGAUAAAGCUUUCUUGCCCUUGUUGUUGUUGAUGAAGUUGAAAUUGAAGGUUGUCAUGCCCAUCUUGAUGUCAUUGAUUGGACUUAAAGCUUUCAAGGCUUUGAUUUUGUCUAAAAUCGCCAUCAAAUUGGUCUUGGGUUUCAUCAUCUAUAACAUUAUCCAGAAAUUGGGUGGCAUGAAAAUGACCAUGUCUCCCAUGAUGCCCCCACCAAUGCCAGCUGCCGAAUAUGGUGUACCCACCACCACUGCCUCCUCUUAUGAUCCCAGCAGUUGGGAACCCUCCAACGGUGGUCCCUAUGCCCGCUCUGAUGCCCAAUACAUGGCCUACAGCAGCUAUCAUCCCAGCAGCAGCAGCUCCAGCACCGGCUCUAGCUCCUCCUCAUCAUCCAGCAGCAGCUACAGCAGCUCUUCUUAAAUCAUUGCCAACACAAAAAGGCAAUUGGGAGAGAACGAAAGAGUUUUCACUUCUUUCCAACUCUCUCCUUCAAGAGAUAAGAGAAGACACAGUCUUCCUGAGAAGCACCCCUUCCAAACAAAACCUCAUUUUCCCAUUUAAGACAAAACUGGACAAAUCAUAGGUAAUACGCGCUCAAACCCCGGAUUUUGGUACCUACUCGAGAUAAACCCAAAAAAUCGCUACAUUUUUUGUGGUUACUGUAAAUUAAUUUAUUUAUCCUCAUCUCUGCAAUCUCUUCUAAGAGAGACCGCCAUCAAGUCAUCAGCAUCCCAAGAAACUUUUCUAGUCUUCACAGUUAUUUAAUGCAACUAUUGCUCUAUUCUACUGUUCUUUCUCUUUGCUUUUCUUCCUACUCUUUCCUUACUUCUUUUCUCAUGACAUUCUAAGAAUGUACCUUUUCUUCUUUUCUAUUCGAUAUCUUCAUUACCUACAUCCAAACAAAACGACCAAAUAACAUAAAACAAAGUUUAAGUUAAUAUUUAUUUAAAUUAUUUAAAAAAUGCAAUUUAAAAAAAUAAAACAAAAAAAUUAUA
Musca domestica (house fly) is the source of this 1527-nucleotide messenger RNA. RefSeq lists its product as uncharacterized. The record is from RefSeq and is a predicted model, not a curated record. The coding region runs from base 116 to 952 and encodes 278 amino acids. The transcript is spliced from 2 exons. NCBI's taxonomy places the organism in Eukaryota, Metazoa, Arthropoda, Insecta, Diptera, Muscidae.